Messenger RNA from Geosmithia morbida, 369 nucleotides. Its product is annotated as ubiquinol-cytochrome c reductase subunit 7. Gene Ontology annotation, biological process: mitochondrial electron transport, ubiquinol to cytochrome c. Bases 1 to 369 code for a protein of 122 amino acids. The record is from RefSeq and is a predicted model, not a curated record. The transcript has 3 exons. Lineage: Eukaryota; Fungi; Ascomycota; Sordariomycetes; Hypocreales; Bionectriaceae.
AUGGUCUCUCUCGCCCCCUUCGUCAACAAGCGCCCCUGGCUUCAAAAGCUGCUUAUGCCCGUGUCCAACUGGUACGCUGGUGCUUCGGGAUACCGUCAGCUCGGACUCAGGUACGAUGACCUCUUUGAGGAGGAGCGUGAGGCCGUACAGAUCGCCCUCACCCGCAUCUCCAACAAGGAGGCCUACGAGCGCGUCUACCGCAUCCGUCGCGCCACCCAGUGCAGCUACCAGCACAAGCUGCUCCCUCGCUCCGACUGGACCACCGAUGCUACUGAUAUCCGCUACCUGAGCCCCAUCAUCCGUCAGGUCGAGGCCGAGGAGGCCGAGCGCAACGCCCUCGAUGCCGCAUCCAUCGUCCGCAAGAACUAA